UCUUUUACUAGAAGAUUUUUUUUUGGGUGAAAUUUUUUUCUCGCCAAUUUUUAAGCUUGUGUUUGUUUUUUAGUGAUUUAUUUUUUUUGUUUAGUUUGUCUGCCGAAAAACAAUUAAUUAAUUGUAAUUCCAGUUAUCGAUUUAAAUUGUCACCAAUUGGGUUAUAUUACUUAUAUGCUUUUUUUUGUUUUCAAUUUUUCUCCUUUUACCAACAUCAAGUACAAGUGUGUUUGUAAGUGACUGUUUCUCUCUCUCUCUCUCUCUCUGUUUCUCUCUUCAUCUUUCUCUCUCAUUUUCUCUCUCUCUCUCUCUCUCUCAGUUGUGUGUGUGUGUGAGUUUGGUUGUGUGUUAUCAGUUUUUUCUUCUUCUUCUUGGUCUUCUCUGUUGUAUAAAGACUCAUAGGACAUGUCAUUUAGUAGAUCUCGUCGGCAUAGUCGAGGUCAUGAGUCUAGAUCACCAUCCCGUGAUUUUGAUAAUGGCUCUUUUGGCCGGUCUGGUUUUCCACCCAACAUUGAAGGCAUGACAUCUCUUAAAGUUGACAACAUUACCCAGCGAACUGGUGUAGCUCUUUUAUCAAAGGUUUUUUCAAAAUAUGGUGAAUUGGGAGACGUUUAUGUUCCCAGGUAUCCAGAUACCUUUGCAAGUCGCGGGUUUGCUUUUGUUAGAUUUGUAGAAAGAGAUGCAGAAGAAGCCAUGAGGAAAAUGAAUGGCUAUGUUCUUGAUGGUAGACCUUUGUCCAUUCAAAUGGCUCGGUAUGCUAGACCUUCACCUACUCGUCAAUUAUCCUCAUCACGUCAAGUGGUCCACCCAAUUCAAGGUGGCGGUAGAUAUGGUGGUGGUGGCUUUCGAAAUGGAGGAGGCCGGUAUGGUGGCGGUGGUGGUUUCCGAGGAAGGCAACCAUUUCGUGGUAGAUCACCAUAUAGAAGACGAUCUCGAUCACGGUCACGGUCUCGAUCAAGGGAUAGAAGACGAGAUGGCCAUCGAAGCGUCAGAAGAAAUCGAUCCAAAAGCACAGAUAAAAAUCGACGAUCUAGAAGCAAGGAUAGUACUAGUAAAAAAGAAGAUCGUGACCGAAGUCGAAGUCCCCACAAGAAAGAUUCAAAGGACAAAAGUGAUAAAAUGGAUGAUGGUGGAGAUAAAAGCAGAGGAUCAAGAAGUAAAAGUAGGAGUGAAAGUCGCAGUAGAAGUAGAAGCCGUAACCGUAGUCGAAGCAGGAGUAAAAGUAGGAGUCGAGAUAGAAACAACUCCAGAAGCCAAAGCCGAGAUCGAAGCCAGAGCCGAGAGCGAAGCCAAAGUCGUGAUCGGAGUCGAAGUGGUAGUCGAAGCCGAAGUCGGAGUAAAACUCGAAGUGAAGAGAAUGGACGACAAUCUCGAAGCCAGUAAAAGCCCCAGCAAUGAGGUUAAGAUAAAGUCGGAGCCAAAAUAAAAAAAAACCACAUCCUAACUUGUAAUCAAAGCGAAAUAACAAUGAUUAAUGAAAUGAUGAUGAUGAGAAGAUGUUGACGAUGAUGACAAUGAUUGGCGAUAAUAAUAAUAAUAAUGAUGGUGAUGGUUACUAUGAAGAUAAAAGUAAAAUGAGAGGUGAGAUAGAAAAAGGGAGCUAGAGAGAGAGAGAGUGAGCAACAUUGAGAAAGAAAAAAAAAUCAUAUUUCCUUUUUCAAUAUUUUUCUCAUGAAUAUGAAUUAACAUUGAAAAUCUGAAUUUUAUCUGAUCAACCAUCUAAAAUCUGAAUACACCUGAAAGUUGUUAUAUAAAAACUACUUGAUGAUAUUCAGAAUGAUAAAGUAGCCUUUUGUUGAUAACAAUAACACAAUCAUGAAAACCUUUGAUAUUUUUUUAACCUCCCUGACUGGUUAGAUAAUAGUAACUGAAUAAUCAUCAUAAUAAUCAUGUUACUCUUACAUUCAGAAUUCAUGAUAACUUAUCAACUCCAACCUUUUCCAUCAUCAUCAACAUCAUCAUCAUUAUCAUUAUUAUUAUUCCUCUCAAUCACUACCACAACAACAACAAGCGCCAUCAUUAAACUCUCUCACUCUCACUCUCUCUCUCCCGUCAACAUCAUCAUCAACCUCUGGACAUUAUCAUCCUUCACAAUCUAAACCUCAUUUACAAUACUUUCUCAUCAUUAUCAUCAACAACAACAAAAAAAUAUUCAAACACAACCAAUUCAAUGAAUCAAGAAUUUACCUUUCGAUUCAAUCAGAUAAAAAGAAACAAAAAAAUUUAAAAAUCCAAAUCACAACAAAAAAACAAAUCCAACCAAAACCAAACAUCCAAUCAACUUAAACACCACUCGAACCAAGGAAGGAAAAAUGUUUUAAUCACAUUUCAAUAAUUUGAUUUUUGAGACUUUAAUGAAAAACAAAAGCUUCACAAUUAUGUUAUUAAACAAAAACACAAGAGAAAAUGAUUAACUUAAUUGACAAUAACAAUCAACAAUCAACAAACAACAACUUUGAUACAAAAUGAAUUGAAACAUUUGUUCAGUUUUUCCCUUGCAAAGUGAUAAAAGCAACUGAAUAAUAAUGAAUUAUUAUUAUUCAGAAAUUGAUGAAUUCUUAUCAAUGUGAAGAAACCUUUUCAUCACCCUGAACAUCCGGAGAUUGUCAUGCUAACCUGAUUUACAAUAAAUCUUGAUGAUGAUGAUGAUAAAUAUA
Molecule: messenger RNA, 2657 nt
Organism: Panonychus citri (citrus red mite)
Lineage: Eukaryota; Metazoa; Arthropoda; Arachnida; Trombidiformes; Tetranychidae
Product: serine/arginine-rich splicing factor 2-like
Molecular function (GO): RNA binding
Source: RefSeq, a predicted model, not a curated record